This is a messenger RNA of Cuscuta campestris, 1644 nucleotides long. The record is from the annotation of a GenBank genome assembly. NCBI's taxonomy places the organism in Eukaryota, Viridiplantae, Streptophyta, Magnoliopsida, Solanales, Convolvulaceae.
AAUAAUAAGGCUAAAAAAAUAUAUUCUUUGACAAUAAAGGAUGCAAAUGCCCAAAAUUAGAUAGUAUGUUGGUACAUGUAAUUGGUUGCCAUAUGUUGAUAAGGGUGCCCACAAAUGUUAGUUCUUGGAUCAAAUGACACAUCCUUCUCACCCCACAAACACAACCGAGAAUGAAGCAUUACCACAUGGUUGCUUUUCUCUUAAAAUACUUAUUAGGAAAUUAAUGAGAACACCAUGAGAAGACAUGAUUUUAAUUUAAUUCUUUGGAACAUCAAUGGCUCAACUAGAACGAAAUUCCGAGAGCUUCAAGCAUACCAAGUCCCCGCAUUCGAUACCAUUUGACCAGCUUAUUCAAGGAGAAGAAAGGUGUUGGAGUCCAAAUACAUCACCAACCCAAAAGUGCAUUAAUAAUAAUAAUCAAGAAGAGGCAUUCCCCAAUAAUAAUAAUCAACACAACAAGAAAUCUGUUCUUACAAAAGUCAAAGAAAGUGCUAAGAAGUUAAGGCACAGCCUCAGCGGCGGCAAGAAGAAGCACGAAAAUCAUGUCCCCGGAGAAACCAGCUCCACGCGGCCGGCAUGGGGUGCAAACUUAGAAGAGAACGAAUACGAAAACGAAGACGAAUAUGAUGAAGAUGAAGACGAUGAUGAUGAUGUGGUAGACGAUGAAGAUCCUGAGUAUCUUGGAGCUCCUAUGUAUGAAUCGGAACUGGCGCCGGAAGACUACAAAGAGACGGCACGGCAACACCCCCGCGCCGAUCCUCUGUUUUCGGAGAAGAGCGUUUUCCCGCUCCAAGCAGCCACAAAACCCGGGAACGAAAAAGAGACCGGAGAAGAAAGGUCCAAUGCGACAGAAGCCCAGCCGUCGUCGUCUUCCAUCGACUCCAAGUUUUCCGGCCUGACGGUGGCGGCUACCGCCGCAAAGACAGAGGGGAAAGACAAAGAAGGCAUUAGCAGCCCGACAAGAUGGGACAAAGGGGUAUCAGUGAAGGAGUACUUGAUGAACAAGCUUGAGCCCGGGGAGGACGAAAGGGAGCUCUCCAAGGUGAUCUCUGAGGCCAUGAGUCCUAGAACCAGAGCUGCCGGAGACAGGGGAGUGGUCGAGAAAGUGAAGGACGCGGUUUCUUCCUUCCUCCGCCCUCAACCGCCGCCUAUAAACCAGUUUCUCUCCAGAGUCGCGGCCGCCACCAACCACACGGAGGUGUCGCCGUCGCAGGGCUCUGUUUCCGCCACCAACGGAAACUCAUCUCCCCUCAUUCCCGUCUCUACCAAUGCUCAUGAAGUGGUUGAAGAAGAGAUGGUGCGCGAUGCACUUGGAGGGGAACACCUCAGACUUGGUCCACCUCAAAAUGCACAGAUGGCAGAAGCAAGUGGACAAAAUGAGGCGUUGAUAUGGUUGAGAUCGUCCUUUAUGCGGCGUGAACUAGUGGUGAAAAUUUAUAAUGAGAUCGCCUACAACGCAAUCCAAGGGAAGAACUUCGAGCGUCUUCAGGCUCCAAGAAAGGGGAGGCAAAGAGAGAAGGAAAACUUCGAGCAUAUCCGAGCUCCAAGAUAAGAGAGAUGAGAGAAUAAAAGAAUUUUUGAUUAUUAAUUGAAUAAUAAUAACAAAUGGUUACAAUAUAUAAAGAAUGAAGAUAACCCUAAUUG